Cyprinus carpio (common carp) is the source of this 1255-nucleotide messenger RNA. RefSeq lists its product as uncharacterized. Gene Ontology annotation, cellular component: nucleus. The transcript has 5 exons. NCBI's taxonomy places the organism in Eukaryota, Metazoa, Chordata, Actinopteri, Cypriniformes, Cyprinidae. Gene Ontology annotation, biological process: positive regulation of DNA-templated transcription. Bases 234 to 866 code for a protein of 210 amino acids. The record is from RefSeq and is a predicted model, not a curated record.
ACUAAUCCAGCUCUUCUAUAAAGCCUUUCUCCUCUGCUAGGGAGGGAGCAAGAGAGAGAGGAGUUUAGGAUAAAGACAGUAAAGCAAGUGAAAAAAAGUCACUGAGGGAAAUGACCGCUUGACGUUCUGUGACAUUUCUAUUUUUCCUAUUGCGUCCACCAUUAACCCAGAGCUACAGGCCUUCACUGGUCACUGCACUCUCAGGAGUCGCACUGGAAGGACAGUGUCCCCUGAUGGGGCCGGUGGAGGGGCAGUGCUGUGGGAGCUGCCCCUCUCUGCCCCCUAUCAUCAUACCCGGCAUGGGCAGCGUGGAGCUCUGCACCACCCAAGAGGAUGGAUGCCUUCCCACAGAUGGAGGGAUGGGGUACCCAGAGGCCCAGGCCAUGGAUGAAUAUCCAGCUCAGAGAAACGGGGACAGACUGUCCUUUCAGAUCUUCCCAGAUCCAGUGGAAGUAGUUUUGAGUACUGAAGGCUGUCUGACCUGCACGCCGCAGGAAAAGGAGCGCUUGCCAUCCAUCGUGGUGGAGCCGACUGACGUCAGUGAGGUGGAGAGCGGUGAGCUGCGCUGGCCCCCAGAAAACAUGGACUUCGACGAAGAUGAAGAUCUGUUCUUGGAGCAGUGCAUCCCACCUGCUAACAUCGCAGACUGGGGGGAGGAUGAGGAAGAGAGCUCGGUUAUUGAAAACCACCAGCAGAACACUUCUCUGUUAGCUCUCCACCUGACCGAGGUUAGAUGGGAACUUCCUGCAUUACGGUCUCCUCUUGAGCGGGGUUCCAGCACGGGAACCAGGGUGAAUCUUCAAACAGAUGACUUCAGGGACGACACCCCGACUCUACCUCCAGAGAGUGCUUCAACUCUGAACUGACGCCCAAUGAACCCUUCCUGGAAAUGACUUUUUUUAUUGGUCAUUACCAUUAACCCUGUACUUAUUAUUAAACCCUUCAGGAAAUGACUAGAGCAUGCUUACUGAAGACCUAUGGGACUGUGCGGUUCAGAUUGUGGUCUGACAAGAAAGCUGACACUUUCCGUAGACUAGAAAAAAAGAGAAACAGAAACUUGUGAAGAAAUUUACUGAAAUUAAAUUAUAUAUUGUAAUACAGUAGCCCAUAAAGUCAUCACAGUCUUUAAUAGGUUUUUUGAAUGCAAAAAUUAGUUUCUUUAUUUUGGGAUUUAAACCUGUCAGCAUGUUCACAUUUCCACUUAUCAUGCAAAUCUAAAAAAAAAAAAAAAAAAAAAAAAAAAAUGCUGAGAAAA